This is a messenger RNA of Durusdinium trenchii, 648 nucleotides long. NCBI's taxonomy places the organism in Eukaryota, Dinophyceae, Suessiales, Symbiodiniaceae. The record is from the annotation of a GenBank genome assembly.
AUGUUUGGCCAGCUUCGCUCUGUUCAGAGUCAGAUGUCAGUGGAGGCCUUCUGCAGACUUUCUGCCCAGAGAAUGCUUAAAGAGGUUGAGAACAAGUUCAAAUCCCAGAAGACCAGAGCUGACCACCCGAAGCGUGCGCCCAAGCUAUCCGAGCAAAAGUUCAAGGCAGCCGCGCAAUCUGCGUAUGAUGCAGCCAUUGAGCUAGUUAGCUGGGCAGCCAAUGUGGAAACCGAUAGCCUCCGGCAGUACUACGAGGAAUCUGUUGAAAGUCUCUGGUUCUCAGAGGAAUCAACAGCUGAAGUCAUUGCCGACCACGAGGAGGAUGAAGAUGAAACCCUGCCUGAGGAAGAAGUUGCCCGAUCUUCGACAGAUGCAAGGUGUGGGGAGUAUGUAAUCAAGGAGAUCAGCGCCAUGAAGACCAAUGACCAAGCAGAUGAGCGUGGAGAUGAGGCUGAGUGUGGAGAUGAGGCAGCAAGUGCGGAGCCUGAUGCUGGCCGCGAGAUUGAUGUGGAUCUUCGUCGAGUUGAGGAGAGCGACAAAAAGGGCAUUCGUGAGUGGUUGGAUGCAGACAGUAGCGAUGGAAAUUCAAAAUUUCAAGGGCUGCCGAGAACCCUGGGAGCAGCUAUGUGGCUUGGAAUGUACAAGUAA